Molecule: messenger RNA, 803 nt
Organism: Xiphias gladius (swordfish)
Lineage: Eukaryota; Metazoa; Chordata; Actinopteri; Istiophoriformes; Xiphiidae
Product: immediate early response 3-interacting protein 1-like
Exons: 3
Coding region: 14-358 (114 amino acids)
Biological process (GO): endoplasmic reticulum to Golgi vesicle-mediated transport
Cellular component (GO): COPII-coated ER to Golgi transport vesicle; Golgi membrane; endoplasmic reticulum membrane
Source: RefSeq, a predicted model, not a curated record
UCGGUAUUUGUGUAUGCCAAGCGAAAAGGUUUGCCCCCCCAGCCACCGUAGGCUACGUCAGAAAUACGUACUGUCAGCUAUCUCACAGCUAGCUACUUGUCAAGACAACAUGGCAUUUACUUUGUAUUCUCUCAUUCAGGCAGCAAUUCUGUGUGUCAAUGCUGUCGCUGUGUUGCACGAAGAAAGAUUUCUCAGUAAAAUUGGCUGGGGAGUGGACCAAAGUGUCGGAGGAUUUGGAGAUGAACCAGGUGUCAGAGUGCAGCUGAUGAACCUUGUCCGUUCUGUGAGGACAGUGAUGAGAGUGCCUCUGAUCGCAGUCAAUUCAGUCUGCAUCGUGCUGCUGCUUCUGUUUGGAUGAAGUGAAGUGACAGAAGAUGUCAUGAGAACAUCUCCAUCAUCUCAGGAACCCUUCUGAAGAACUGUUUAAACUCUCUGACACACAGAAUGUCUCCUGUCAGCUUGAGUAUGAAUGUUGUCAAUUGAUAUUCCACAUCAAGACAUGGGACAUUUAUUAAGGCUUGUUUUAUACAGCACAGUAAUUCAAAAUAAGUAAAUGCAGCUAUUUAGAAUGGUUAACUUCCCUCUUUUUUGAAUAGUAUAAUAAAAUAGUAAUAAAAUUACACUUCACUGUUUUUUUUUGGGGGGGGGGCAUUUAUAAGCAAUACAUGUUCUUACACUUAAAAUAUAUCAGUGAAGAACAACUAUAACUAAUGUGAUGGAGUGACUGACUGGAAAAUGUUUGUAAAUAUGUGCUACGGGGUUUUGUUUUAGAAAUGAUUGUGAAUGAAGAGUUUUUAAACAUU